UACUUUAUUCAUUCCCCCCGAAGGACCGUGCUUUUUACAGUAUAGUGUCCCUGUCACUAUACUGGGGCAUUAGGACCCACACAGACUGCAGGACGAAAAUCAAUGACUCAGUGUGGUGAAUGGAGUUUCUGUUGAAUCAUUUGCCUUUGACUCUGAGUCACCGCGGAGAGAUGACGCGUCAGUUUGGCUCCGCCUCAUAGACUGCUCCGCCUUUUGUGCGUAAAAGUCUUGAGCCUUCGGUCACAUCAGACACAACACGGAGUCAUGGAUCAGCAGCACAGUAACGGUGACGUCCGGACGCCUGCGGCGGACAGUCUGGAGUUCAAACUCCUGAUGGCAUACACCCGCAAGAGACGACCCACCGACACCCGUCUGCCACAGAACGUCCCGUCUUCACCACAGCUGCCUGAAGAACACGGCAAACCAAAGAAAAAUAAAAGAAAGAAGAGACUGUCGUCUCUCUUAAAGUGUAUUAAACCACAGACAGAUGAUGUACGUGUACGAGAGCCAGCAACAUUUUUCAGCGAUGGGAAAGUGAAGAAGAUGGAGAACAUGGUCAGUGAGCUGACAGAGCUAUCAGACUCUGUGCACUUCACUCCCUGUGAAAUAGAACCGGACGGGGCAGAAGAUGAGGAGUCUGAUGUUGCGAGAAAGCUGGCCGAGCUCCUUAGAGAACAAGGUGAUGAACUGAAUGAAAAGAUUAAGGCAGACAAGGUCUUGCUUGAAGCACUGCAGUCCUCGCUCACAUACGGCUUCUUCAUGAAAGUGAUGGAAGCUUUCUGUGGAAGUGUCUCACCAGACGUGCCUCCAGAGCAGAAAGACAAGAAAGUCAAUGUGGCUCUGGUCUGUGAAGCCACCAGUCAGCUUGUUGGCGUCCAUUAUCAUCCAGUGACCUACGUGAUGGGCUUAGGUGCCCGGUAUCUACAGGAAAAAUACUCCACGUGGAUUAGCAGAAACAUGGAUGUAGGCAAUGGAGAAGUUGGUGAUGAAUCCAAAGAGGAAGUCCAGUGAGCAGAUGAGAUGCUCUCCUCGCAUUACAACAUCUUUCUCAGGGGCACAGGCACUUUAUUAACCUGAAAAAGUGGUUUUGUUCGGUGAACCAGCAAUGAUAUCUUGUUUUUGUUCUCCAUUACAUCCUCAUAGCAUCCAAGAGAAAAAAAAGAGGUAGUUCAUAGUGCCAAAUCUAA
Messenger RNA from Sinocyclocheilus rhinocerous, 1187 nucleotides. RefSeq lists its product as uncharacterized. Lineage: Eukaryota; Metazoa; Chordata; Actinopteri; Cypriniformes; Cyprinidae. Gene Ontology annotation, biological process: regulation of extrinsic apoptotic signaling pathway. The record is from RefSeq and is a predicted model, not a curated record. The coding region runs from base 265 to 1011 and encodes 248 amino acids. The transcript is spliced from 7 exons.